Messenger RNA from Gadus morhua (Atlantic cod), 627 nucleotides. It is a transcript of the gene ndufb7, whose product is annotated as NADH:ubiquinone oxidoreductase subunit B7. Bases 177 to 545 code for a protein of 122 amino acids. The transcript has 3 exons. The record is from RefSeq and is a predicted model, not a curated record. Gene Ontology annotation, cellular component: mitochondrion; respiratory chain complex I. NCBI's taxonomy places the organism in Eukaryota, Metazoa, Chordata, Actinopteri, Gadiformes, Gadidae.
ACUUCGGAACGAUCUGUUGUUUAUUUCCGUUCCAGGGCGGAAGUACCUUCAGGUAGUUUCUGGAGGUGACCGAACGGGAGUAUAACUGUAUAAAUAUAUAUAUAUAUAUCCAACAGGGUAACCGCUGACUCCUGCGUUAUUAGUUCUGGUGUUCUGCACUGCCAAGACACUAAAACAUGGGGGCUCACCUUUCGAGACGGUAUAUCACCGAAAGGGAUACCGAGCCAGACCCAGCGAAGAAAUACGACUUCGAUCCCCUUUAUGGCUUUCCCGAAAGAAAGGAACGAGAGAUGGUAGCGACCCAGGAACAAAUGAACUUGGCCCGUCUACCGUUGGAGCAGAGGGACUACUGUGCUCACUAUCUCCUCAAAGUCAUGAAGUGCAAGAGGGAUAACUGGCCCAACCUGCUCGCUUGCAGCCACGAAAAACAUGACUGGGACUACUGCCAGCACGAGGACUAUGUCAUGCGUAUGAAGGAGUACGAGAGAGAGCGGAGACUCCAGCUGAGGAAGAAGAGGAUCGAGGGCCAAGCUGAGGCUGCGUGAUUAGAAUCACAACUUACCCUUGAUUUUCUGUGUAUAUACCUGCUUCUGACCACAAUAAACAGCCAUAUUUGAGCUGAACCAA